GAAGACUAGCAUGCUGGGAAGGCAAAAUGGAAACAAAACUGCGGAGCGAAAGUGUACUUUAGGAUUUUUUUGCCUAUAUUAACAAAACCUGAUGGCAGCAAAAGGUAACAAAGAACCCUACCGGGUCCUCUCUGGUUACUGUCCAGAUGAAGGAUGUCAGACAAGGCUGUUCUUUCCUGCCUAUGAGACCAGCAUAGAGUGCACAGGCUGUGGACAGAGGCAUGAAAGGAACACCAUCAAGAAUCCCGAGGUUGUCACUGACCCAGAGGUUGCCUUACAUAACAUGCUGAAAAAUGUCCUGGUAGAGAAUACCACCCCAAAGAAGGGUACUGACUCAGUGAAGGUGUUAGGGCUGUCCAAUUAUCACUGUAAGCUUGUCUCGCCUUUGUUGACCACAUACGGCAUGGACAAGGCCACUGGGGAAGCCAGGCUAUUAAAAGAUAUGGGUCAAAAAGAAGUGUUUGACUGUAGCAUUCUCGGAGAUAGAGCUUUCCUGAUAGAGCAGGAGCACAUUGAAGUAUAUGGCUAUGGAAGAGAUAGGACUGGCAGCACCAAGUACCUGGCUGACACUCUGGAAAUGAUACGCAAGAUGAACAAUGAUGUCGAAAACCUUCUACCUGUCCAUGCUGAUGGAGAUGGACACUGCCUAGUGCAUGCUGUAUCCAGAGCACUGAUUGGCCGGGAACUCUUUUGGCAUGCCCUGCGCCAAAAUCUCAAGACACAUUUUACUGCAAAGCUUGAUAAUUACAAGGCUCUGUUUCAAGACUUCAUUGACCAGUCAGAAUGGAACUUGAUUAUUGAAGAGUGUGAUCCGGAUUUCCUACCCCCUGAUGGGGAGGCACAUGGAUUGAGGAAUAUCCACAUCUUUGGCCUGGCAAAUGUUCUUAAGAGACCUAUUAUACUUCUAGAUUCCAUGACUGGAAUGCAGAGCUCUGGGGACUAUUCAGGGGUGUUUCUUCCUGCCUUUAACCCCCCAGAGAAAUGUAGAGGAAAAGAUGGCCAAUUGAAUAAACCCCUGUGUUUAGCCUGGAGCAGUUCAGGAAGAAAUCAUUACAUUCCAUUGGUUGGGAUAAAAGGUAAACCCCUGCCUCGGCUAGCAAGGUGGAUUAUCCCAAAAGUCUGGGGAAUGCCUAACCAGCUGUUAGAUACCUAUAUCCAGUUUGACAGUGAGGACAAAUGUGUCCUGGGUGGGGAGAAGUGUCUGCCUGACAGGUACAUUCACCGUCUGGUAUCUGCCAUGGAUGCGGUUUUCAUAAACAAGUAUGAAGUACACCCAGGAUUGGUAACUGACAUGCACCAAUAUUGUUACAAGGCAACAGGAAUUGUUGGGAUUCACCCUGAGGUUGUUAUUGAAAAUACCCAGAAAGCAGUGGCAGAGAAGAGACUCUUUCGUUGUUUGACAUGUGACGCCAUUUGUGAAUUCCGCCUGCUUUCUGAGUGGUUUGUAAAGGGAGGCAGUCUGUAUGAGGUGGCAGCUUCAGCACCUGGGUCCCUGGUGCCAGGGAAAAAGUACAGCUUUCCUAUGAAAGGUUUGAUGUGUGUCUAUGAUGGGGAGAAAGAUAUCCUAGUACCUGAUAUGGAACAAAGUGGCUUGUCUCAAUGUGGCUGGUGUAGGGGGACUACACUUCGCACAGUAAAUGGUGAUGGCUCAGUGGCGUAUCAGAAUGGUGACCGUACCACAACCCAGGCGGGGGCCUCCAGUAGAUGUCAGUGUGGAUUCAAGCAUUUUUGGGAUGGAAAAGAGUACAACAACUUGCCAGAAGUGCUGCCACUGGUUCUGGAGUGGAAUGGCAAAGUGAUCCCAGAGAAGGUGUACUGGUUCCAGCAUGAGGAAGACAGUAGUCUGAACAGCAAUGUGUUUGAUGUAGCUCAGAGGGUGGUGCAGAAACAUUUCCCAGGUGAGUUUGGCAGCGAGCGGUUGGUUCAGAAAGUGGUGAACCAGAUCCUGUACUUGACCAAAGAGAAUAAUACUAUGGCAGCGGAGUCCAGCUCUACUACAGGGGACACCAGUACUACAGAACACAUGGAGACUGACGCAUCGUGGAGGCAGAAUACAAUACCAACUAAGAUUGUCCUCACAGGACAGAAGCAUAAGACUUUACACAAGGAGGAGCUGAAUAUGAGCGAGAAGGAGAAACAGGUGCGACAGCGAGUGGUGGAGAAUGCCCCUGUGCAGCAGAAGAGGAGAAGCACAGAGCUGGCAAGAAAGGCCGAGUCUGAAAAACACAAAGGAGAUAGCCCAAAGAAGACACUAAGUCAUGGUCAUGAUUCUGGAGCACCAUCCGCAUCACCCCCAGGUGGUGGAGGAGCCCAGUCUGAAGCUCAAAGAGUGGAAAAGAAGAUCAGGCUUACGACAUCAGAUGGGAGGCAGAUGAUGCUCAGUUUACCAGGCAGUAUUACAUAUGCAGCACUGCAGGAGAAGAUAUCCACUGAACUCCACAUUCCACCCACCUCACAGAGGAUCCGCUAUGGUUUCCCACCCAGGGAGCUGCACCCACCUGAAGAUGGCAAAGAGGAGGAGCCUCUCCCUCUCCAGCAUGGGGACAGAGUCACUGUGGAGAUUUUGAAAGACGAUAACGAGAAAGAUAAAGGAGAUGAGAUCAAGGUCUGGCAGCAACCUACUGUACCAAAACAGGCGUGGGCAGGGUUUGAUCCCAAUGCACAUGACCAUUCUGCUGAGGACCUUUUGAGGGGGCUGAACCAGCUUCAAGGAACUGGGGACAGCUUGGACAUGUCCAUAGCUUCUCUGACCCUGAUGGCCACACUGACCGGUAAGGACCUGUGGACAUAUGUCCAGGGACUGCCACACCUCUUCUCAGUGGGGGGAUUGUUUUAUCAGCAAGUGGAGAGAGAUCUGGGCCUGGUGGAGGGCAAGCAUUGUACUCUGCCUGUGUUACCAGGAAAGGUAUUCAGAUAUAAUGCUCAAGACGGCCGCUUGGAACUUUGUUUGGAGCCUCAUGGACACUUUCCUGUGGAGCCAGGCUUAGAGGACAAGAUAUUACGUGGUGGCAUCCCGCAAGCUGUCCGCCAUCCCAUCCCCGCCAGCACCAGUACCCACGCAGCCACACUGGCCUCUGGAGGGGCUGGUGUGGUGGUGAACAAACCUAUGCAGUUUCCCAGCCAACAUGUGGCCUUCUCUGGACAGGGACACUCUUUACGUUCAAAUAAAGAAAAUAUACGAAUGCCAACAGAUUUGUUGCCAGCAACUCACCACCACCAUCACCAUCAUGCUGGCACGAAAAAUAAAGCAUCAAGUUUCCAGGGCCUCUCCCCAAUGUUUGCCCACCCAGACUCUAUAGAAGAGGAAUCAGAGAGUAUGGACACUGGGGAGGGUGCUUCAGGGGGAGAGGAGGGGGAAACAGAUGCACAAGGAGACUCUUUAUUUAAAAGAAUAGGACCAGGUUAUAGUGUAGUAAACCAUGAAAGGACUAAUUCUAGUAACUCACAGAGUGAAAUGUUACGGUCAUUGGCAGCCAGUAUACAGGCAGCAGUGCAGGAGGAGGCAGAAGAGGACCUGGACUCAGACGAAAAUAGUGAUCAAGAAAAGCCAGUAGAUACAAAAAUACAAGAUGAGAUGGAUUCUACAUAGUAACUUGAAUACACAAGAUCCAUUUGCUCAUUCUUAAUCAGGUUCAAGGGUCAGUGAUCAGACAUUGCCCACCAAGUCAUCUGACAGUGACCAGAGGGUAUCUGUGGAUAACAGCAUCUAUGGCAAGCACCAAAAUUGCACCCCCGUCUAAACUUUUUUCUUAUUCUUUAGAUAAUUUUACAAUAAAAUCAAACCAAAAUACUAUUCAUUUCUUUUUUUUUGUUUUGUUUUGUAGUCAACAAAUAAUGCUACAUAAAAAUUUCUUUUUGCUAAAAACCCCUCUUAGUGGUGCUUCAUUCAAGUGGUGCCCAGGCCACAGUACCAUACCCUAGAUACACCUCAGCAUUGGACUGGCCACAGAAACCUGGCAGUGCAUAUCAGGAAGGUCAUACAGAGAAAGCAUUAUAUUGAAUGGGAAAACAAUUAUGACAGUAUUAGUGGCAAAAGAAAGGAUGGCCUGUUGGUUUAGAUAUCAUAAUUUCUGUAUGUAGAAUCUUCUUACUCUGGCUAUAAAAACUAUAUAGCUAUUGUUAAUUCAACAAAUUUCAUAUGAAAAAGCUGCAUGCCUUCAAAUAUAUUUGAUCUUGCACUGAGUAACCUGAUACAGCCCAUUUGUUAUAAAAGUGGACUAGGAUGUGGGGUUGUUAAAACAGCUGACACUGGUUUAUAAACUCUUGGUAGCCUGAAGAUUUGGGAAG
Lingula anatina is the source of this 4287-nucleotide messenger RNA. Its product is annotated as deubiquitinating protein VCPIP1. Gene Ontology annotation, biological process: protein ubiquitination; Golgi reassembly; protein K11-linked deubiquitination. Lineage: Eukaryota; Metazoa; Brachiopoda; Lingulata; Lingulida; Lingulidae. Gene Ontology annotation, molecular function: cysteine-type deubiquitinase activity. The record is from RefSeq and is a predicted model, not a curated record.